Molecule: messenger RNA, 3569 nt
Organism: Ochotona curzoniae (black-lipped pika)
Lineage: Eukaryota; Metazoa; Chordata; Mammalia; Lagomorpha; Ochotonidae
Gene: ARMH2
Product: armadillo like helical domain containing 2
Exons: 2
Coding region: 2600-3247 (215 amino acids)
Source: RefSeq, a predicted model, not a curated record
GUGCCCAUAUGGGUUCCCAGAACAUGCAAGGUGACAAUUUUAUCCACUAGGCUACCACGCCAGGCCCACUCCCACUAUUUCUUUUGUUCCCUUUCUCAGUCUCAAUGUCCCCAAAAUUCCAAAAUCAUGUUUCCAUUAUGAUAAAAAGUGAGUAGAAUGGCUAAGCACUACCCAAGUGAGAUUACAUCCGUACUCUUAAAAGCAAACAGAAAACUGAAAGUUUAUACUUUUUUUAAAAAAUUGUAAUUAACAGGAGCCAUUCUUUAUGAUACUCUUACCUUAGAGGUAUUAUUUUGCUGCUAAGACAAAUCAAAACCAAAAAGCUGUGCAUUCAGAAUACUGUGAUACUCUUCAAGGUGGACAAACCUGGCGCUGCAGGACUCCGAAUGGGGCAGGAUUCGAGGGUCAGCGUGCGCCCUGCUUUUGUCAGAAUGACCCUGGGGUCGAGGAAGAAGGGGAUUCCGAGGAAGGGAAACCGCCCCUGGAGAAGUCGUUCACCGCCAGGUGGGGUCCUCUGGCCAAACAGCUAAAACAGCAGCUCCCAUAACUGCUUCCACAUCAGGGUAGCAAGUGCAUUAAACAAGACCAAGGCCAUCCAGUAGCUCUUAUUAAGUAACUUUUCUAACUGUCAAGUGUAUACCAGGUCGGGUAUGCCAAGUUGUUAAGCAGUAUAUGAGUGUAAUUUAAACUGUGGACUAUCAACUGUACUCUGAAAGUGUUUGUAUCCAAUAUCAUUUAGAUGUCACUCUAAAUAUUUACAUUUUAGCAAGACUUUUCAAAAAGCAUUUAUUUCAUUUUAAAGUGAAAAUUGCUUGCCAGACUUCUGGCAAAAUAGUUCUUUCAACUGUGAAGUCAUAGUGUACAUAUUUGUAUAUUUAUAAAUAUUAUAUAUAUAUUUACAUCUAUGCUUCAUUUUAAGGCACACUGUACAGUCCAUAGUUAGUGCAUAUAAUUUGUGGUCUACAUGGUUGGAAUGGUUCUUUUUAUAGACAGUCAAAUCCCAGAUGUUACAGGAUUUUUGUUUGGCUUGCUUUUGUUUUUUGGUUUUUUUCUUAAACAUUUUUUUCAAAUAUUGCAUGCCUAAUUCCGUGUCUUUUGUAUUCACUUCUGCAUUUUACUUUUAGUUGGUGGGUACUUUUAGUUUUGUGGUAUUUGUAUUCAUCACUGAAUCAUGGAAGCUAAAAAUUAAAAUUAUUUUUGAAUUACUAUUCCCAGAGUCUGAUGUAUUUUUUUCGCACACUAUUUAUUGAACAAAAUAGACCUCAUGUCUACUUGAGCAUAUUCUUACCUUGAAAUCACUCCAGCUAUAAAUGCAGAUCAUAAAUCUUUAAAAAAUAAAUAAAAACCCUCAGGUUUCUUGUAGAGCAAAUUGGAGGGAAAAGAACUGUUUGGGUGCCUGUGAGCAGAGAAACUAUAUGCUCCCUGAGGCCAUCAACAGGCUGACCCAAGAUCCCACUACGGCGCUGCCAAGGAGCCUGCCACAUUCAACUCCAAGGGCUGACCCAGUGACGCACUCAGCACCACUGACUGUAUUCAUUGAGUCAGCAGUAAAAACAGGUCCCCGUGUAACUUUUGUUGCAAUCUGCUCAACUGAAUUGCCUUGGUUAGUUUACAGAAUUAGAAAGUAAAAUCAUAAAUCUUAGCAGAAAGCCAUCAGGAAAGCCUGUUACUCCAAAUGAAAAGGAAAAUCAGUUCUGACAUUUUCUUAGAGGCAGUGCCUCUUGUUAACAAAUCUCUUUAUUUUUAAGGAACACAUUUAUUUCUUAUCUCUAGAAUGCUCUUCAAAUUUGUUUGAAAGUGUAUUUAUAUAGUUUUAUUUUAUUUGAAAAGUGGAGAAACACAGAGAAAAAGAGAGACAACAAUAGUCAAGUUGGGGCCAGGCCAAACCCAAAAAGAUAGUGAAAGAUUUCAGGUGGUCACCGUGGCAACUCCUCGUAGAGCUGGCCAAUGAAUAGAUGGAGAGAGAAAACGCAAGUGGUGAAGUUAUUUUUUCACAGAGAAAACUGUAGCACUCUGUUAAUGAUGCUAAUAAUUCAGUUGAGACAGGAAGAUUACGAAGGCCAGCUAAGAGUGCUGGAGCAGCAUCCUGGAUGUGGUGAACGGACUGGCUGAUACCUGCACAGACAGGGAAGGCCUGCAGGAGUUGGAAGAAAAGAGCACGUGGACACUUGGCAGUGGUGGUCCAGGUGAGCACUCUGGAAGUUCUGUGACUGCUUUGAUCUUCUCAGAGAAAUGGAGUGAAUGGACAGUCAAGGGAAACAUUGUGGACAAGAGAUAGAAGAAGCCUGUGAAAGAUCAAUGGACAGAGCAGUAGAAAGGGGCCAACGUGCCCAGCCCAGCACAACCUACGUCAGGAAACCAGUGUCAUCUGAGGUUAUGUAAACCAGGCACAUGAAAGUAAAACUUCAAAUAGUAGAAGGUCUCCCAUGCCUUUAGGCACCUAUAUGGCUUUCCCUUGGUUUGUGCUUGUAUUUCCAUUCUACAGCGUUGCCAGGCAAUGCAUUCUGGUAUUCUUGGUGGUUAAGUUCUGCUACUGCCAGGGAGUCCCUGAAGCACCAUGAUGAAGACCCAGUCCUUCUGAGUGUGAACUCGUGUUAAGAUGGAUCGGUGUUGUACGGGGCUGUGGCACCACCUUCGGGAAUUCUGGACUGUCACUGUGAAGGGCUGUUUUAUAAAGAAAGAGGAAGAACUUAUUCCUUCAUCUGAGAGUAUUUUUCACAAAGAAAAAAUUGUGUCACUUGGCUGUACCUUGAAGGACCCUUCUGAAACCAUUGAAAAAAGAGCUCAAGCUGCCCAGAGGAUUGGCCUGUUGGCUUUCACAGGAGGACCAAAUGCGGGGAAAUUUGCAGCUGAGUACAUGCCGGAAGUAGCUCACUUGCUGCAAUGUGAGAUGAGCAUCAAACCAAAGAUCCUGCUGCUCCAGAGUGUGGCAUGUUGGUGUCACUUAAACCCUUCCAGCCAGAAGAAAGCCAAACAGCUGCAAUUUAUCCCCAUUCUCCUCCAUCUUUUAGGAUGUAAUCUUGAUUGUACUAUCAAAAGUGAAAAAAAGGGCAGUCUCCUUAUUAAGUUUUGGACUUGCUAUACUCUCUCCGUCAUGACGUGCAAUAAUCUGUCUUACGUUAGGGCGCUUCGAGACAGCAGUGAACUAAAAUACCAUUUGCAAAUAUUGGCUACGGAAAAUUGGUCUGGAUGGUCUGAAAAUUUUGCAGAGGUGUUGUAUUUUCUCAUUGGUUUUCACAGGAAUUAGUUUCUGUGAGUCGGAUAUGAGGAUGCAGCUGCCUUUGCCCCUAUAUUACUCUGGAAAGGUGAAAUGAAUAAAAUCAACAUGUUAUUCUUAAGUGUUUCCUGUUUUAGUCAAGAAGGUUCUGAUGCUUUGUGUACAGUUAACAACGCUGAUCGAUUUUGUGAAAAGCAAUGCCCUAGGAGCUGGCACACCACCCACUCUCACAGGAAAUGAAUUAAAGCACAGACACAGAGGGGACUAGACAGCCUUGUGAAAGGUCAGAGCUGAAAGUGCUUGUUCGUUCCCCUGCCACCUACAUGGGAGACCCUGAUGGAGUUCCUGGUUC